This is a messenger RNA of Mytilus californianus (California mussel), 3780 nucleotides long. RefSeq names its product mitoguardin-like. The coding region runs from base 66 to 1580 and encodes 504 amino acids. Gene Ontology annotation, biological process: mitochondrial fusion. NCBI's taxonomy places the organism in Eukaryota, Metazoa, Mollusca, Bivalvia, Mytilida, Mytilidae. The transcript is spliced from 13 exons. The record is from RefSeq and is a predicted model, not a curated record.
CCUUCUUCUUCAGAAAACAAACCAAACGAAAUGAAAAAGGUCAUGUGAAGUUUAGUAGUGAUAGGAUGUCUUCAAAGUGGCCACUGCAGUUUCCUGUGAUUUCACUUCCUACUAAUAGGGCUAAAGUUGUGACAACUGUAUCAUUAGGGCUUGCUAUAUUGGGAUUGAUUACAGCAUAUUUCCGUCUAAGGAAGAAAUACAAUCAGAAUGUAAAACGGCAGGUUCCUGAUGGAAGUGAACAUAAUAGUAGAUUACAUAGCUAUCUUAAUGGAGAUGUGACAAUGGGUAGAGGACAUCAUGCUGAGAGUCCAUCUGGUAGUUCUACACUAUCUAGAUUUAACAAGGCACAGUUUGGUUCCAUGUCCAGUUUGGCUGCAUCAUCUAUAUCCACAGUGACACAUGCUGCAAUAGAUACCGGCUCAAUGUCCCCAAUACAGCUGUGUCAUCUAGGAUUUGAAACCUUACAGACAGCAGUAAGUUAUUGGGAGGAUGCAAAUGUGAAAUUAUUAUCAACUGAGGACAAAUCAAAACCAGUCAUACAUGAUGCAGAAACUUUAGCAUUACAUCAACAGUUAGAAAGAUUACUGGACUCUUCUUACAGAAUGAUGGACAGUUAUGAACGUCAGUGUGAAAGACAGGCAGAUCAAGUAGCAUUUGAUUCUGCUAUUACGGCAUUUACCACAGAGAUGGACAGAGCAUCAGAGAGAAGAAGUUUAGACAAUGGUUCCCAAAGUGACCAAGAUUCAUUUGUAUCAGCUACAGAUAUGGCCAAUUUAGCUGAUUUAGACAAUCAUAGAGAAAUGUUCCAACACCUACCAUUGUAUGAAGCAGGUCUUUUAGAAUUAAAACAUGGAACCAUAACAUGUAGAACCCUCAGGACAGAAAUGACACAUUGUUUGUCAGACACAGAAUUUCUUGCCAAACUGCAUUGUCUGAGAUUGGCACUUGAGAUUAUAUUUAGUAACAAUUCCAACAAAGACUAUUUUAGAAGAAUGGGUAGACAGAUAAUUGGCGAUAUUCUUCUUAAAUCUGAAAGGGAUCCUGAUGAAUUUUUUGUUGCCUAUGAUGAAAUGAUGGAUUAUGUAUUCAAGUCUACUAACUGGCCACAAAUGGAAGAAGAAUUGAAAGGCAGAGGGGUAAAAAGUUUCACAUUUUAUGAUGUUGUAUUAGAUUUUAUUUUGAUGGAUGCUUUUGAUGAUCUUUCCAAUCCACCUUCAUCUGUCAUAACAGUAGUACAAAAUAGAUGGCUCUCAAAUGGAUUUAAAGAAACAGCUUUAUCAACAGCAGUAUGGUCAGUAUUAAAAGCCAAAAGAAGAAUGCUCAAAGUGCCAGAUGGCUUCAUUAGAAGAUUUUACAGUAUAUCAGAGCAUACAAGUCCAGUAUUAGCUUGGGGUUUUCUGGGACCAGAUUCUACAUUAAAGGAAAUAUGUUUCUAUUUUAAAGAUUUAGUGUUAGGGUUCAUCUCUGAUAUAUUUAGUUUUGAAAAAAGCCGGUAUACAACACUUGAUGACUUAGCAGAGGACAUUGUCAGACUUGGCAAACAGAGAUGUGAGGAUGCAGCUAUUAAACUGGCAACUUAAUCAUUGAUUAAAUAUUUAGAUAUUCACACUUUAUUCAGUCUAACUGACUUAAAAAUGUAUUUAUAUUUAUAUAUAUAUUGAUCCAUUAAAUGGGACUUGUAAUAAAAAAAACACUGGAAUUUGGGUUAAAAACCCUCUUGUCUGUCAGUUAUCUAUAUACACUGUAAUGAUGUUUUGUAAUGGCACGCUACUAUAUAUAUCUAAAUCAACUGGCUGUGCACCAAAUACAAUGGUAGUUUAUAAUGAUUACAUUGAAACAUCAUGUUGACUCCAUUAUGACAUUUAUGACCUGCCACUUCAAAUUUUAACUCUGAAAAAUCCUAUAUAUUAGGUGUGUAUAUUUUACUUUGUAUUCACCAUGUGAAAUUAGGCUUUAAAAGUCAAGCAGCAGAAGUAAAUUUUCAGUGCUCCAGUAAGAAAACUAUAAGACCAAAAUCUAAGUGUUAACUUUUGUUGUCUGGUGAAAGUCUUGUUGAAAUACUUGUGAAUUUAGACAUUAUAGAAUGAAUAAACCCAGUACAUUUUUAAGUAUUUUAUACUGUUAAAUAUAAACUUUUCCGAUUUUUUUAUUUACACAUUUAAUGUGUUUUAGAUUGUUGAUCAAUAUUUUUACACCCUCUUGGAAUGAUUUCACCUUGUCAGUCUGUUUGUCCAACAAAUAUUUUUUUCACACAUUUCUCAGGUACAACUGAACAGAAUGACUUCAUAAUUGGUCAACAGCUUGACAGAGAUUAGUUGUAAGAUGUGAGCACUUUUCAGAUAUGCCAGACACCUACUCCCUCCUUUCCUGUUAGCUGAUAAUUUAGUAUUUUUCAGUGUUUUUGUCCAAUAAAUAUUUUUGUCACACUUUUCUCACUUACUGGUAAACAGAAUGACUUGGAAUUUGGUUUGACAUCAGCUUGACUGUGAUGGGUUGUAAUGUGUGAGCACUAUUUAGAUCAGUAGGACACCUACUUCCUAUCUAAAUUUUUCAAUAUUUUGAAAUAAACUUAACAUUUUCGUCACACAUUCCUUCUCUACUACUCAACAAAAUGACUUCAUGUUUGGUCAGCAGCUUGGCUGUUAUGAGUUGUAAAGUUAGAAUGCUUUUCAAAUCUAUCUGACACCAACUUUCUGUUAUUCAGUACUAUAUAUUUGUAGUGGUGUAUGCUUAGCACAACAACAUGUGCAACUUGUUAUAGCAAGUAUUAGUGGUUCUCAUUUUCUUGACUCAGGUAUUAUAACAUAUACAUGUAUGUAUAAAAUAGUUAUUUAUUACAGAAGUGAAACUUGAGUUGUGAAUGUUAACUUUGAGUUUUGUUUUGAUUAAUGUCUGCAAACUUUAUCUUUGAUAUACCAUUGAAAAUUAUGCUCACAGUUCCACCAGUUGCUUUAAAUACAUUCCUGCGGCAAAAAACUUUUUAUGUGAUUACAUUUCAUAUACAAUGAAGUAAACUAUGUUCUUAAAGUGAUUUGUCAGGUCAGAAAUUUAAAUUUUUGGUUAGAUAAUUAAAUUUUGCAACUAGGCAAUUUAUUAAUUGUAAACUUGCUUUUAACCAUGAAAAUGUACUUAAAAGGUAAAAAAUUGCCAAUUUUGUACUAAUUGAAGACUAAGAAUAUUAUAAACUUUUUGAUCAGGUUUAUACCAACAUUUUCAAUCGGUCAACUGUAGUUUUGAUUACUUAUUUGGCUAUUUUAUGAGAGAAAAAUAGUUUCUUGUAGCCUUUAGCGUAAUACCUCCUUAAAUGACAAUAAUGGCUAUGAAUAUUUGAUCCUAUGAAAAAUGUAGGAUAAAAUCACAUGUUUGACUGUACAGUACAUGUAACAGAUAAUCAUUAAUGGAUGUAUUGAUUUUAAAUAUGAUCAAUUAGAUGAUUUAGAAUUUGUUUUGACAAUUGAAAUGCAUGUUUAUUGAGAACAUAUUAAUAUUGUUGUUUGUUAAUAUAUAUGGAUUCCUUUUAUUGUUGGAUACCAUUUUUGUCAGCCAUGUAUAUGAAUGCAAAAAAAUUAAAUAUAGAUAUUUGUAUGGAGUUCUUUAAAUGUACUGAAAUUGAUAUCCACCCUGUAAAGUGAAUCCAUAGAUUUAGACAUUUAUGCCAUAUAAUGUUAUUGUUUUUAUACAAUUAGAUAUUAUUUCAUACUAUCUUUCAUGUGUUAAUUCAGUCAUAUAAGAUUUUUAAUAAAAAAAAGUACCACAAAAAACCCAACACUGUUUUCUUCA